AUGCAGAUGGGGCAUGAGUGGGUUUGGUUGGAUUCUGAACAAGAUUAUCCCAAUGACUCUGAGCUGAGCAACGACUGCAGAUCUCUCUUCAGCUCCUGGGAAUCCAGUCUGGACCUUGAUGUGGGCAGCUGGAGGGAAACGGAGGAGCCAGGGGCUGAGGAACUAGAGGAGAGCAGCCCUAGGCGAGAACCUAGUGAGCUGCUGGUGGGGGACGGAGGAAGUGAGGAAUCACAGGAAGAGGCAGCGCAAGUCAGCCGCCACAACCUCCUCCACUUCCUCUCUGAGGAGGAGAUUGAGUGCACAGCCAGAGAUGAGUACCUGGGGGAAGGGUCUCUGUCAGAGAUGGAAGAUCAGUCUUCUGGUGAUGACACCUUCAGCCUUAAGGAGACGCCUCUCAUGGAUAUUCUUCUCAGCCGUGCUGCCUCCUCGAAGCUAUCUGGUCUAGGCCAGAGUGACCCUGUCCAGGAUCACUUGCUGUUUAAGAAGACUCUCCUGCCUGUCUGGAAGAUGAUUGCCAGUCACAGGUUCAGCAGUCCAUUUCUGAAGCCUGUGUCAGAAAGGCAGGCCCCAGGGUACAAGGAUGUGGUGAAAAGACCCAUGGACUUAACUAGCCUGAAAAGGAAUCUGUCUAAGGGACGGAUUCGCACAAUGGCUCAGUUCCAGCGGGACCUGAUGCUGAUGUUCCAAAAUGCCGUGAUGUACAAUGACUCUGAUCAUCAUGUGUACCAUAUGGCUGUAGAGAUGCAGCAAGAAGUCUUGGAGCAGAUUCAGAAUUGUGCCUUUCCUCACAACCAAGAAGCCAAAGAUGCCUAUGGACAUAAUCCACCGUCUUCGGCUGCUUUUGUGUCUCUUAGCAACAAAAGCAGUAACGCACAGAGAGAGGAGCGCUCAGGUGAGUUCCCUUGUGAGGCUCAGACUCGGAAUUCGGAAUUCACUGUUGCAGCAGGAACCCAGCUUUCUAAGGAGGUUUGA
This is a messenger RNA of Sorex fumeus (smoky shrew), 972 nucleotides long. Its product is annotated as bromodomain-containing protein 8-like. The transcript is spliced from 8 exons. Gene Ontology annotation, cellular component: NuA4 histone acetyltransferase complex. Gene Ontology annotation, molecular function: protein binding. The record is from RefSeq and is a predicted model, not a curated record. Bases 1 to 972 code for a protein of 323 amino acids. NCBI's taxonomy places the organism in Eukaryota, Metazoa, Chordata, Mammalia, Eulipotyphla, Soricidae.